UGGUAGCGGAGACUGGCUCUGGCCGGUCGCCAUUCCGACGCGGGUGUCUGCCGGGUCUUCCUCACGCGCCGCUUCGCACCCUUGGCGCUUCUCCCCUAGAGCGCAGCAACCCGGACGGCCAGUGGGAGCUGGAGCGCCUGGCGGGCUCUGCGCGCAAAUGAAUGGGCGCCCGGGGGACGCGCGCGCGCGGGGCUGAAGGGCAUUAGGACCGUGAGGAUCGCUCCGCGCGCCUGUCUCUCCCCAUCACCCCCCCCACCCCCCACCUCUCUCCUUUUUCUGCUCUGCAGGACUGAGCAGCCGGGCGCAAGCGAAAACAAACAGCUGGGGCUGCGAGCGCCCCCGCUCCGGCCCCGAGAGCUCGCCGGCUCGGACCCCCACUCGGGGCGCCCGCCCGCCCACCAUGAGGAAGAUCCGCGCCAAUGCCAUCGCCAUCCUUACCGUAGCCUGGAUCCUGGGCACUUUCUACUACUUAUGGCAGGACAACCGAGCCCAUGCAGCAUCCUCCAGCGGCCGCGGCGCUCAGAGGGCCGGUGGGAGGCCGGAGCAGCUCCGCGAAGACCGCACCAUCCCGCUCAUUGUGACAGGAACGCCCUCGAGAGGCUUCGAUGAGAAGGCAUACCUGGCGGCCAAGCAGCUGAAGGCGGGAGAGGACCCCUACAGGCAGCACGCCUUCAACCAGCUGGAGAGCGACAAACUGAGCUCCGACAGGCCCAUCCGGGACACUCGCCAUUACAGUUGCCCGUCCAUGUCCUACUCUGUGGACCUGCCGGCCACCAGCGUCAUCAUCACCUUCCACAAUGAAGCCCGCUCUACCCUCCUGCGCACGGUGAAGAGUGUCCUGAACCGAACUCCUGCCAACCUGAUCCAGGAGAUCAUUUUAGUGGAUGACUUCAGUUCAGAUCCUGAAGACUGUCUGCUCCUGACCAGGAUCCCCAAGGUCAAGUGCCUGCGCAAUGACCGGCGGGAAGGGCUGAUCCGGUCCCGAGUUCGAGGUGCAGAUGUGGCCUCAGCUGCUGUCCUCACCUUUCUGGACAGCCACUGCGAAGUGAACACCGAGUGGCUGCAGCCUAUGCUGCAGCGGGUGAAGGAAGACCACACCCGUGUGGUAAGCCCCAUCAUUGAUGUCAUCAGUUUGGAUAAUUUUGCCUACCUUGCUGCAUCAGCUGACCUUCGUGGAGGAUUCGACUGGAGCCUGCAUUUCAAGUGGGAGCAGAUCCCGCUGGAGCAGAAGAUUAUCCGGACAGACCCCACCAAGCCCAUAAGGACACCUGUCAUAGCUGGAGGAAUCUUUGUGAUUGACAAGUCCUGGUUUAACCACUUGGGAAAGUAUGAUGCCCAGAUGGACAUCUGGGGGGGAGAGAAUUUUGAGCUCUCCUUCAGGGUGUGGAUGUGCGGUGGGAGCUUGGAGAUCGUGCCCUGCAGCCGGGUGGGCCACGUCUUCCGGAAACGGCACCCCUACAACUUCCCUGAGGGCAACGCUCUCACCUACAUCAGGAAUACCAAGCGCACUGCAGAGGUGUGGAUGGACGAAUACAAGCAGUAUUACUAUGAGGCCCGGCCCUCGGCCAUCGGGAAGGCCUUUGGCAGUGUGGCCACGAGGAUCGAGCAGAGGAAGAAGAUGAAUUGCAAGUCCUUCCGCUGGUACCUGGAUAACGUCUACCCAGAGCUCACGAUCCCGGUAAAGGAAGUGCUCCCUGGCAUUAUUAAGCAGGGGGUUAACUGCUUAGAAUCCCAGGGCCAGGACACUGCUGGUAACUUCCUGCUUGGAGUGGGGAUCUGCAGAGGGUCUGCCAAGAAUCCCCCAGCGCCUCAGGCGUGGCUGUUCAGUGAUCAUCUCAUCCAGCAGCAGGGGAAGUGCCUGACGGCCUCCUCCACCUCCAUCUCCAUGUCCCCCGGGACCCCGGUCUUACUGCAGGCAUGUAACCCAAGAGAAGGCAGGCAGAGAUGGAGAAGAAAAGCCUCUUUCAUCCAGCAUUCAGUCAAUGGCCUCUGCCUGGAGGCCAAGCCCGCCCAGCUGGUGACCAGCAAGUGCCAGGCCGAUGCCCCAGCCCAGCAGUGGCAGCUGUUGCCGCACACAUGACGAAACCAAUGGAAAGCCCCUGCCAUUUCUGUGAUCAGAAGCUGAACCUACCCAGGUAAAAAUAAACACUUCAGUGCAUGUAUGAACUGCAGCGGGCAGGCCGUGGUGAGACUGACUCUCCUGAAUGCAGUCAUGGCCGUCCCCAUCCCCACCUUGUCUCAGGGCUGCUCAUCUGUACUCCCCAGAACUUAUGAUCACUAGGCCUGAGGAGCCUGGAGUGCUGGCUGCUCACAGUUCCAAGCACACAGUGUGGCUGCGGAGUCCAGCCUAGGCUAAGCUGGACAAAGGUGACAAUUUCCUUUAGAACACUCUGGCUGCAGUCUCUGUCCAUCCGUCCAUCAUCUCAGAGAGCAUAGCCCACGGCCCACUGCCUUCUUGGGCCUCUCUCUUGGCCAGCUUUCCACGCUCCGUCCAUCUUCACUCCCACCUUGGAGGGCUCUGGUGCUGCUUCUCCUGCGGUGUGCUCUCUCUUGCCCUCCAAACCUACCUCUCCCAGGCCCAUUUUCUCUCCCAUCCCUUUUGUUUCUGGAAACUAAGGGUGUUAGCCUUUAGCCAGCUCCUGGAGGAUUCAGCAAACGCCCUCGAGUUGGCCAGUUGUUACUGGCCUUACAUAACCCAGCAGAAGAGAGUCUCCCAGAAUACACUGGGGUGGGGAGGGCGGGAGGGACAUGCAUGGGGCCAAACUCCCAUUUCUCCAUCCCUGGACCUCUGUGACUUGGCUUCAGUUUUCACAAAGGCUCUUCCCCUGGCCCCUCAAUCUUCCCAUUUGCAGUUGGAAGAAAUAACCCUGGCAAUAUCACUGUCCUCUGAGAGGUCUGGCACCCCCAGGCCUGUGGAGUGUCUUCCAGCACUGAACAGGGUGUGGUCCUCUCUCAUCAGGGGAAUAGGAAAGGAAACCUGGAAAGGAAAGACUGGAGCUCAUAACAUCCGCAGCUUCGUUUCCGACAAUGUUCUCACGUCUGCAGUAUUUCUGUGUGUCCCCUGUGAUGCUCUGAGUCAGUUUUCUCCAGAAGAAGGGAGGGGACCCAGGCAGCUUUUCUCAUCUAAGAGGUCUUCGCUGCCAGGCACUUGACAAAGACUUCGAGGUGGAACAGGGAGGGGCCCUCUCCCUUGGUCUGGCAGCCAGGCUGAGUAACCCAGCGGGCUGGGGCCUCAGAGCCACCUGAAGAGUCCUUGGCUAUGGAAUUCAACCCCAUGGAGUGUGGGAAGAGGAGCACAGGAGUAUGGACUCCAGAGCCCAUCAGCGGGGUCCAUCCCACCCUGCCACUUACUAGCUGUGUGGUCUGGAGUAAGUUAUUCCAUGUCAGCUUGGUUUUCUCACCUGUGACACCUGUAACAUGGGCAUGCUCACAGUCCUAGGUUUUUGUGAGGAAAGAUUUAUUUAAUGACUUCAAAGCACCUGGCCGUUUCUUAACGCUUACUAAAUAAAUGUCAUUGCUAUUGUUUUGUUUG
Messenger RNA from Rhinolophus ferrumequinum (greater horseshoe bat), 3532 nucleotides. It is a transcript of the gene GALNT16, whose product is annotated as polypeptide N-acetylgalactosaminyltransferase 16. The record is from RefSeq and is a predicted model, not a curated record. NCBI's taxonomy places the organism in Eukaryota, Metazoa, Chordata, Mammalia, Chiroptera, Rhinolophidae. Bases 401 to 2080 code for a protein of 559 amino acids. Gene Ontology annotation, cellular component: Golgi apparatus. The transcript is spliced from 16 exons.